GACAGCUGGAGAAAGAGGGAAGUGUUAUGAAAAAGAGAGGGAGAAGGUGAAAUCACAGGACUACAGAGGAAAGCUAACAAACACAGAGCAGCGAUGAAUACAGGAGAGAGUGCAGAUCAGUGAGAUCUCCAGAGAGAACAGGAAGAGAGAAGAGAGGACUGAAAGGAAGGAUAUGGGCAGAGAGAGGGGUGUAAACAGCAAGCAGCAGCACAGAGAAAAUCAAUCAGCCAGACCAAUAGCAUCAGCCUGGGCAGCCAUGCUCUGAAAGGCUUGGAGAAGCGGGGCUACGCAGGCAGCACACGGCGCGGCACAGGCCUAGCCAACAGCCCACUGGCCCACAGGCCCACAGGCCCACAGCGGGGGGAAGAGGGAAAGAAGACACCCAGAACCACACUGUCAGCUGCUGUAGCCAUGAGGACAACACGGAAGGGGAGUGUGGAGAUGCCUGCAUUUGUCCGGCAGCUGGUGAAGGAGACAGAGAAGAGGGUCAGCUCCUUCUUCAAGGGAGGGGGCCGUGGAGGGGCAGAGCACAUGCAGGGGGAGGAGGAGGAGGUGAUCCCCAGCCCCUACCUGGACCGUCCCGUCCUGGACAAGCUGACUGAGGAGGGCUGCUCCCGCUGGGGCCUGACCUACGCCCUGGGCAGCAUGCAGGGCUGGAGGGCCAACAUGGAGGACUACCACAACUGUGUGCCUCAGCUGGGCGCAGGGCUGGCAGACUGGAGCUUCUUUGCUGUGUUUGAUGGGCAUGCGGGCAACCAAGUGGCACAGUACGCCUCACAACACCUGCUGGAUCAGGUCCUAGCUACAGGAGGGAUCGGGCCAGAGGACCACCCUGAUCGGGUGAGAGGGAGCUUCACAGAUGGCUUCCUACACACAGACAAACACCUGCUAACUGCAGCCCGCCGUGAGGGCUGGGAGCGGGGUGGCACCACCGUGACCUCCACUCUCAUCUCACCACGAUACUUCUACUUCGCCAACUGUGGAGACUCGCGUGCCAUGCUGUGCCGGGCAGGGCAAGUGUGCUUCUCCACUGAGGACCACAAGCCCUACAGCCCUCUGGAGAGGGAGCGCAUUGAGAGCGCCGGUGGCUCCGUGUCCCUGCAGCGCAUCAACGGCUCCUUGGCCGUGUCCCGAGCCCUGGGGGACUUCAGCUACAAAGGGGCAGAGAACCGGCCGCCCACCCAGCAGAUGGUGUCUCCGGAGCCAGAGGUGUGUGUGGUGGAGCGGUCGCCCGGGGAUGAGUUCCUGGUGCUGGCCUGUGAUGGGGUGUGGGACACGGUCUCCAACGAGGAGCUGUGUGCUUUCAUCCGCAGCCGUCUGCGCGUCUGCACUGACCUCAGGGACGUCUGCUCCCAGGUCAUUGACCUCUGCCUCUAUAAGGGCAGUCUGGACAACAUCAGCAUAAUCUUGGUCUGCUUCCCUGGCUCCCCCCAGCUCUCAGCAGAGGCCCUACACCAGGAGGCAGCACUUGAAGAUCUGCUGGAGUCUAAAGUGGCAGAGAUUUAUGAGGAGCUGAGUUCCCAGGGGGAGGAUCCUGACCUGCUGUCUGUCCUCACUGUUCUGGCAAACACUGAUGUCCCAGGUUUACCACCUGGAGGCGGUCUGCAGAGCAAAAGGAACUGUAUCAUCUCUGCCUAUUACGAAAAGAAAGAGGCACACAAACCUACUACACCUAAUGGGCUUGGUGUUUCUGAAAAGCUCGUCUAGGCUCUGUUGUCUGGGAAACGUCUCAGGAACACAACCAAUGACAAAAUAAAAACUGUUUUCAUUAUGUGGCAAUUCAAUCAAUCACAAAAGGGAACCUGACGAAGGAAUAUUGUCGCAUCCCUCCUGCCAAGCAACAUCCUGAUGUGACAAGUAUAAUGCAAUUUGUGGACUAUAGAUUUUAUAUUUCUACAAUAUAGGGAACAUUUUAUUUUAUAGGACCUGACACUUUUAAACUCAGAGAUUCUGGCUCAGCAAUAUGAUCCAGUAGUUGACAACCCAUCUGACAUAUAUUUAUCCCAUAAUGGAUAAUAAUGUCAAAUUCGAAUUGUUAUAUUCUUUAAAAAUGGAAUUCAAUGAGGUAAAAUUAGCACCAGUAUUCUUUGCACAACUUCUAUAGGUAUGGAUUUCAGGUUGAUGUUUAGUGUUGAGUCAUCAAACCUCUCUCUCUCUCUGUCCUGUGAUUGGUCUGGUUGGCAUGACCUGUACUGUGUUUGGUCUGGUUGGCAUGACCUGUACUGUGUUUGGUCUGGUUGGCAUGACCUGUACUGUGUUUGGUCUGGUUGGCAUGACCUGUACUGUGUUUGGUCUGGUUGGCAUGACCUGUACUGUGUUUGGUCUGGUUGGCAUGACCUGUACUGUGUUUGGUCUGGUUGGCAUGACCUGUACUGUGUUUGGUCUGGUUGGCAUGACCUGUACUGUGCUGCCUUACCGACCUUGCUGACAGUGGAUUUAAUAACCUAUUACAGUGACAUGACCAAGACAAACCCAAGAAAGGUCAGUAGAUUGAUGAACGUGUUAAUGUAUUAUCAUAUGUGAUUUAAAUGAGUAUGUACUUUACCUACAUACUGUGUAGUGUGUGUAUAGACACUACAUGUUAAAAGUUAUGACUGUUUUCAGCCUAAAUAAAGAUGAUUUGACUGAAUAAGAACUUGCAGAGAUUUUACUAGAGAGCACCACAGCAUCCACUUACAUCUCCAUCAAGUAGCUUUCAACUACAUAUUUAUAAUGACAAAUAUUUUGAUAUGCCAGACCAUUAAAGGUUUUACUGUGUUUUAAAUGAUUACUGCCGGAUGGUGAAUCACAGACAACGAAGAGACUUCAUUUCAUGUAUGUCCACCAGGAGGAGUUGUCUCUAAAUAAAA
This is a messenger RNA of Oncorhynchus gorbuscha (pink salmon), 2849 nucleotides long. Its product is annotated as protein phosphatase 1A-like. Gene Ontology annotation, biological process: protein dephosphorylation. The record is from RefSeq and is a predicted model, not a curated record. The coding region runs from base 412 to 1707 and encodes 431 amino acids. Gene Ontology annotation, molecular function: magnesium ion binding; protein serine/threonine phosphatase activity; manganese ion binding. NCBI's taxonomy places the organism in Eukaryota, Metazoa, Chordata, Actinopteri, Salmoniformes, Salmonidae. The transcript has 6 exons.